AUGUUCGAGCGUCGAGCCGCGGAUCGAUAUCAUCUUCGCAUGCACCGUGCCCGCUCUGCAGUACUUACUUCAGAUGAAAUCGUUGAGGUGCGUGCAGCUCAACGCACCUUCGAGGGUGCCUAUGUCCGGACCGCCCUUUCUCAGUUUUCUUUUGCCCUCGUCGUACUCAAGAUCUUCACCGCCGAGUUCUACAGCAUUGGAGCAUUGUUCGCAAUUUAUGGCACUGGAGUCUUGAUAAUUGGACUGUUUCGCCGCUCCCAGGGGAACCGCCAGUUCUUUUCGGAGCUCGGGGAAGAUGGAAUUCAUCGUCACAAAUUCCGAACGAGUGGAAAUGCGGUAGUGGUCUUGACCGCACUGAGUGUUGCGGCAUACGUGUGCUUGAUCGGCCUGACGCUUACCCUGCAAAACUGA
Molecule: messenger RNA, 411 nt
Organism: Penicillium verhagenii
Lineage: Eukaryota; Fungi; Ascomycota; Eurotiomycetes; Eurotiales; Aspergillaceae
Exons: 2
Coding region: 1-411 (136 amino acids)
Source: RefSeq, a predicted model, not a curated record